Messenger RNA from Acytostelium subglobosum LB1, 8184 nucleotides. RefSeq lists its product as hypothetical. Lineage: Eukaryota; Evosea; Eumycetozoa; Acytosteliales; Acytosteliaceae. The transcript is spliced from 6 exons. The coding region runs from base 1 to 8184 and encodes 2727 amino acids. The record is from RefSeq and is a predicted model, not a curated record.
AUGGAUGACAUUAGUAGACAACUUCAAACAACAUCAAUAUCAACAUCAUCCAGUAACUUCUCAUUGUUGAUGAGUCACGAUGAAAGAAUACGUCAGAAUAUAUCACAACUAACAAGAUGGCUAUCCAUUGAGAGCAACGUUGGUACAUUGCUUUAUCGGGACAAGUUGAUCAAUAUAAUUAAACAGUACUUAAAGUUGGAGUCUCCUCUGAACGAGGAGUUGGAUCAAUGUAAUCAAUGGCUGACAAAGGAGAAGUCUACAAUACUCAAGUCAUCUCAACAACAACAACAAACUCAACAACAGAUUAGAGAAGUGUUGCAAUCACUCGAACUAAACAUUGAGUAUUGCAUUAAGCGCAAACUCUACCCUGACGCGGCACUACUCCUCAGCGAGGCAAUAGUCCAGCAUCCCGAUCACAUCCACUUCACCAUCCUCUAUCUUGAGCUAAUGAUCACACAAGCCAACUAUAGCGAGUUCUUCUUGAUCAUCUCCCCAACUGAUGACAACUCACAUCAGAGAAUUAGUGUUGAGCGAUAUCAUAACAAUCUGAGAUAUUGGGAGUUCAUUCAUAAGCAUCUGCAACAACUUUGGUCCACGAUGGAACCAGAGUUCAAGACGGCAACACUGAGGAAUGCACCCUAUGUCAGUCAGGUGCUCACCGAUGCCAAGAUGGAGUUUGUCCGAUUCCAUCUACUGCUGGUCGAGUCAUUCGACCGAGUGAUCAGACUGCUGUUGGCCUCGCCCCUGGACCAGGCCGUCUACUCUCGUGUCAAAGUUGAACUCGAGUCAUUCCAAGACAAGGUGUUGGCGCUCGAGUCGGACAUCUCACGAUACCUUCACUACACCAAUCAGCAGCAGCAGCAGCAGGUAGUCAUUGACGACUUGUCAACUGAUCGUUACACCACCGCCAUCAACCUGUUCAAGACCCGCUACCACUACUAUUGCGGUCUGAUCAAGGAUUACCAAAUCUUUAAUCAAAGCUUUGAUCCAAAGCAAGGCUAUCCAUUCACAGACUACUUUGAGGCUUUCCAAAAUAGGAGUUCAUUGGAGAUGAGACAAACAUACGCAGAGAUUGCCAGACAACUUUUAUUCAGUCUGCGUCAUAUUGAUCAUAAGAAGCACUUCCUUCAAUACUUUAAGGGCAUCAAGGCAGCAGCAGCAGCAUCAGCAGACAACAACACCAACAGCAACACCGAGUACUUUGAACAUCUUUACAAGCAGGGAGCAGUGUUGGACGAGAAUCACAUCGAGAAGCACUUGAUUGCCGACAUUGAGAUGAAUGAUCUACGCUUGUUACAACAGUCGCCCAAUGAUUUGGCGAGGUUUGUGGACUACUCUCUGUGGCAUCUGAAGCGAGUGUCCAACAACUACUCGAUACUGAUCAAGUGGCUAGAGCUGUUGUUCCAGCCAUUCAUCACGCGUCUGGCCGAGACGACGACGGGUGAGCGCGGCGUCGAGCCAGUCACACUCUCCAACAUCCUGGUGUUUGUCGUUGGUCUCAUAUUCGAGGCGGACGAGACACUGAAGCAGACCUACCAGUCCAGUCCGAGCGAUCUGCGCGUCUUUGUUGACCAGCACGAGCUACUUCACACCACAACCGCCGCUGACUUUAACGUCAAGCUAUGGCGAUCAAUGGUUGUCCACGCACAGCCACUCAGGACAUCACAAUCAAACAUCAACAACAACACAUCAUCAAUCAUAUCAACACCAUCCAAGUUGUUGACGAUCAAGUUCAAGACAACGCCAAUCAAGAUACAUCAAACAACAACACAACAGCAACAGCAACAACAACAACAAAAGGCUGAUCUAUCACUGUUUGCAUUACAGGUAGAGCUUAACAAUGUACUGGCUAAUGGCGAGUGCCUAAGUCUGGACAUUAGUCACCGUGUCGCCGAGGCAUUGCCUUACCUACUAUCAAGCCAGCCAGACUACAAGUCAAUGGAUAUCCCAUCCAUUCAAAUCAAACUAUACACUCGAUCACUACAAUCCAAGAGGUUGUCCAAAGUAACGAUGGAUAACAUACACCUGGCACUUGGAACACUGUACAAGGAUCGACGAGUGUUCAAGCAAGCAUUGUCACACUUUGUAAAGUCCGACACCCCCGCCGCCAACAUUGAGACUGUCAGAGUGAGCCUUGAUAUCAUUACCUUUAAUAUUUCAAACCCGGCAUACACCAAAGAGAUAUUCAAGUCAUUGAUGCAGAGAGCAUCACAAUAUUUGAACAAGUGCCAGAACUAUAAUAUCAAGGACUUGGAGAGUCAUAAGGUUGACUACUCUCAAUAUCUUGAUCAGAUACAAGAGUAUAGGGAGGAGUUGAUGCAGCUGCAGGACAAACUUCAGAUGGAGCCUUCGUUCAAUGACUCUUGGUCAAACUUGUCCAAUGCAUCUUCGUUGAUCUUGCCAUCGCCAUUCAAGACGCCAAUCAGAACCACAUCGCCAUUGGCCAUCAAGAACAUAUCUGAUGAGCACCAGCAGCAGCAACAGUCACCAUUCAAGCCAAUUGGUGGUCGUGGUAGCUACCAAAGAGGUGAUAGACGCGAUGUCCAAGAGUUGGUAAAGAGACAACUGAUGUACAAUGAGAAGUUUGAGUCACUUGUGCCAACUCCUUCUUCGUUGCUAAGUGGUACCAGCGAGACAGGCUCGAACGCUCGAAGUGUUCCAAUCUCCUUUGCACUUGGUGAGGACAUUAAGACACAAUCUUUCAAGCCACAGAUGACCUUCCCGAGCACAACUCAAGUGACCACCCCAACCUCGUCCGUCCCACCGACACCAAGCAAACAAUCACAGACUCCAGUCAAGGUGAUGCCUCAACCAACACUCAAGGCUGGUGAGUGGAUGUGCCGGUCAUGCCAACAGAUUGGCAAGGAUUCCGAGUUAGACUGCACGCUGUGUCACGCACCAAAUCCCAGUCCAAAGACAUCUACACCCAGCUUGUUCAGUGCCACUCCACCCACCACAACUCCUACACAAUCGUCUUCAUUGUUCAACAUUGCCACGCCGACUCCAAGCACAACUGGUGGAUUCAACAUGUUUAACACCCAACAGCAACAACAGUCGACACUGACGACUCCAUCUACUACCAGUAGUUUGUUCAAUCUCAAUCCCAAUCCCACCAGCACCUACACCGCACAAAGUCUGUUUAGUACAUCUUCUCAGGCUACAACAUCGACAUCAUUACCAACGACUGGAGGAAUCAUGUUCAACCUUACUCCAAGUGUACCAGCUGGAGGAUUCAAUCCAACAGUUGCACCAACUACCUCCACACCGAACAGUGGAUUCACACUCAAUUCAUCAUCAAACACAUCAAACCUGAUCGUCCCUGAUAGACUUGGAGAACAGACAUCGCCUGUGACAACAACAGCAACAGCAACAGCAACACCAGUGACCAACUUGUUCAAUCCAUCAACUACCACAGUUGCACCAACUACUGUCCCAACCAGCGGAUUCACAUUCAAUCAGAACACUCCUACAAGUGGAUUCACACCCAAUCAAACAUCAUCAAACACUUCGAGCUUGUUCCCUCAAUCAUCGAUCAAGGAUGACCAGUGGAAGUGUCCAGCAUGUGAGGCAGUGAACAAGCUCACAGAUAGACUUUGUAACGUGUGCCAGAUACCCAACAAGAAUGCUACCAAAGCAACAACAUCGCCGCUUGUUCCGUCAACAACAGCACCAGUGACCAACUUGUUCAAUCCAACAACUCCUACCAGCGGAUUCACACUCAAUCUGAACACACCUUCUUCUUCAACAACAGGCUCAAACCUGUUCCAGACAUCCCCGUUUGCUCCUACCACUACUUCACCAACAAGCACAACUGGAUUCACGUUCAAUCCCACAGCCACUACCAGUUUCCCAGGUCAAACCCAGGCCACCAAAGAGGGUGGUUGGAAGUGUCAGUGCUGUGAUCAGAGCAAUGAGAGCACUGAUAAGUUGUGCAAGCUGUGUCAGGUGGCCAAGCCAACUCCAAAGGUGGCCAAGGACCCGGCAACACCAGUACAGCCCAAGGUUGUUGUUGGACCAGAUACCAAUGCUCCAGCACUAUUCCCACCAACGACAGCAACAUCAUCGACAUCAACAUCUCUUGGAUUCACAUUCAAUCCGACCUUGAAUGCAACACCACCAGCCUCACUGUUCCCGGAUCAAUCCGCAACGCUCAAGCCUGGACAAUGGAAGUGCAAGUGUUGUGAGGUGGCCAAUGAUGACUCUGCCAGACUUUGCAAAGAUUGUCAAGUACCAAGGCAGCCAGUGCCACCACCACCCAAGUCAACUCCCAGCCCAUCUGUACCAGUGGAGGAUAACAAGCUUGCUCCAGGAUGGCAGAUUGACAUAUCGGAUGAUGAUGACGAGGAGGAUGAUGAAGAAGAAGAGGACGAGGAUGAUGAAGAGAGUGAGGACAAUGAGGUCGAUCAAGUAGUAGGUGAUGUGUCCAAAGAUAGUGAGGACGAGGAAGAGGAAGAAGAGGACGACGAGGAGGACAACGAAGAUGACGAGGAUGACCAGGAGGAGGAAGACGAACACGAUGAGGAAGAUGAGGAAGAAGAAGAAGAGGAAGAGGAAGAGCCAGAAGAAGAUGUAAACAGACCGAUUGCCCCAAUUUCUUUUGGAAGCCUCGAUGCUGUACCAAAUACAACAGCGCCACCACCACCUCCCCCACCCAUGGUCCAAGGCAACAAACCAUCAUCAGUGUUUGCUCCAAGACAAACAGCGACAGUCCCCAAUGUCCCAGCAGGCCAGUCAAUCUUUUCAACCAACUUCAACACAUCUACCACACCUCCAACCAGUGUCUUUAGCACAUCCAGUUCAACUCCAAGUGUCUUUGCACAGCCAACACCAAGUAUCUUUGCUUCCCCAGCCACAUCUGGACAACAGCCAACCAGUGUGUUUGAUAUGAACAAGUCUCCAGCAAGCAUCUUUGGACCAAGCUCAUCCACUGCAAAUACAGUUGCCACACCAACAAGUAUCUUUGCUCCAGCUGUCUCUUCUGCAUCUCCAACACCAUCAUCAAGUGUCUUUUCUCCGUCAAAGGCAGUGACUUCCCCACCAAAUCUAUUUGCUCCAUCUACAUCAGGAUUAACAACGGCCCCCUCCCCAAGUAUCUUUGGACCAACAACAACGACUACCCAAACCACUGGAUCGUCUCAAAGUAUCUUUGCUCUGCCUACAUCAGGAUCGACAGCAUCACAAACCCCAUCGGCAGUCUCCAAUCCACCAAGUCUCUUUACUCUGCCUACAUCAACAGCUGCUGGUACUAAUCCACCAUCAACCCAGUCGAUCAGCUCUCCACCAAAUCUGUUUGGUACGACAACAACAACGACAACAACGACCCAAUCUAGUUCCUCCCCUAGUCAACAAGCUCAGACCUCUGGACAACCAACGCAAUCUACACCAGGUCUCUUUGGUAGUGCUCCAACAUCGUCGACCAGUGUCCAAGGUAUCACACCAACAACCAGUCUCUUUGGUAGUGCCUCAACAUCGUCACCAAGUGCAACACAAGGUGCAGUCCCACCAACCAGUCUCUUUGGUAGUGCACCGAUAUCCUCACCACUACCAGGUCACCUUGGUGUACCAGGUGCUGCCAACGCACCACCACAAGUCAAUAUCGGAUCAACAUCACCAGCUCCACAGGUUACUUCGCCGCCUAUCAACAUAUUCGGUAGUUCAUCAACAUCCAACAACAACACCACUAGUACCUCUUUGUUUGGAGGCCCACCCGCUUCGGAGCCGACCUUGUUUACACCACCCUCAAAGGAGUCUGGCAAUCAAGACACUGACAAGACAGCUAGUACCGAGUCAACUUCAGUGACAUCUUCUGAGAUCGUUAAGGAUGCAGAAGCAAUGACCAAAGACACGGUUGUACCAACCAGUCCAGCCAAGGUUGAGACAUUUGGUUCAUUGAACCUUAGUCUAGAGGAAGAUGAUGAUGUAGAUGAAGAUGAAGAAGAAGAUGAAGAUGACACCAAUGAUGAUGAAGAUAAUGAUGAUGAUCAGAAUGAUGAUGACCCCACCACCAACGAGAAGGUUGAUGAUGUUGACGUAUCGUUCAUUGCGACCGGUCAGACAGUCGCUCCAUCUAGCAUUCAAUUUGGUAGUAUUGGAGCUACUCCUUCCACGUCCACCAGCACAAGUCAAGAUGAGCCACCAAAGCCCAUAAUGGGACAUGUCAAGACCAGCUCUGUAUUUGCCCAACAACAAAAGUCAGUGUUUAGCCUACCUAAUUUGGGUGUCUCGAUAUACUCCACCAAGACACACCCGACCUCUGUCUUUAAUCAACAACCAGCAGCAGCAUCAUCAAGUACAUCAGUGUUUGCCACCGGUGGAUCAGCUCAACCACAUUCUCUGGCCUUGAUAACUGCUCCAACAUCUAUCUUUGCCCAGGCAUCCACAAGUAGUGCUGCACCAACAACGUCCAGUGCCUCUGUGUUUGGAAACACGAACAAACCAAACCCAGAACCAUCAAUCUUUGCUAGCAACUCUGUGUUUGGCACACCUCCAGCAACUACUACCCACGCUACUCCCGAGCCAUUGCACUCUCAAGAGGUGAACACUCCCCAGCAACAGGUUCAAGAGACAGUCGAGUCAACUGAUGUAUUGACGACGGUACCAACACCAACACCAUGCGACACACUUUCAUUUGACAGUUCUUCACUGCUAGCCACAACAAAUCAACCAACGACCAAUGAUGAUGAUGUUGACACUGAUGAUGAGAGUGACGUACAAACAACCUCCACAUCCUCAACGACAACAACAAGCGUGCCCAUCAUGUUUGCCAGUAGUGGAUUCUCAUUUAAGCCAAACAACAGCUCUUUGGACACUGGCAGCAGCCAGUGGGGUGGCGCAUCAUCAAGCAACCAAUCAUGGAUGUCAUCCAAUGAGAAGCCAGUUACAUCGUCCAUGUUUGGCGGCCAUGGCUUCGGUCAGACUACACAGACACCCUUAUUUUCUUCCAGCACUGGACCAGUGUCCACCGGCCACGUCUUUGGUAGUAGCAGCACUCAAGCUUCCAGUCAAACAUUUAACCAGCUUACAACUGACAGCAGCAGUAGCACAGAGAUGUCCACAACAUCUGCUUCCACCUCACAGGAUGAGCAACCAGUCGUCCAGCAACCAGCUCCAAUAACUGAGGAACCAAAGGCUAUUGAGGAAGUUGCCUCGCAAUCAGUGCCAACAGAGCAGCAGACAGAGGUUGAAGAGCCAACAGCAGCAACUGUUGUUGAGGAAAUCCAACCGGCAGAGACUGUUGAUGAGCAACCAACAACUGAUGUGGAGAAGCAACCAGAGGAGGAAGAGGACGAGAAGGUCGAACCACCAGUUUUUGAACAGUCAGUAGUAGUCUCUGAACAACCAACUGAGGAACCAAAGGCAAUGGAGGAAGUUGCCAUGCAAUCAGUAUCAACAGAGCAGCAGACAGAGGUUGAGGAGCCAGCAACUGAUGUCGAGGAUAUCCCACCGGCAGAGACUGUUGAUGAGCAACCAGCAACCAAUGUGGAGAGGCAAACAGAGGAAGAUGACGAGAAGGUCGAGCCACCAGUUGUUGAACAGCCAGUAGUCUCCGAACAACCAGAUGAUACAGUACCAACUGAGGAACCAAAGGCAAUGGAGGAAGUUGCCCCGGAAUCAGUACCAGCAGAGCAGCAGACAGAGGUUGAUGAGCCAGCUACUGAAGUGGAUGUCAAACCAGAGGAGGAGGAUAAGAAGGAAGAGAAUGAGGAGAAGGCAGUACCAACAUCAUCUUUGGAGCAUUCUACCGAGGGAAAGCAUACUACAGUGAAUGAUGACACUAUACAACAGGCCACAGAACAUAGUGAAGAACCUGCCAAUGAUGAUCAGCAGCAGCAGCCGGAAGAGGAAGAGAAGAAGCACGAGGAGAAGACAACAGAAACAGAGUCAGAGAACAAAAAUGACGAAGCAGCAGGAACAACAUCUACAUCAUCACCAUUCUUUGCCCAGCCAACAUUCGUCCCACCAAUAGAGUCAGAGUCAGAGUCCUCGACCAAAAACAACCAAGACAACACAGCAUCAGUAUUUGAUAGCAACAACAAAGAGGAUGGACCUUGGACAAGCAAUCCAUUGGCACCAACGAACCAGGAGGAUGGAUUAGAUGACACUAUAUCCCUUGGCAAGACCAAUACCACUAUUAAUCUACCUACUACAUCCAAUGAUGGUGAAGAAGGUCAAUCCAAUGAAUAA